Pogona vitticeps (central bearded dragon) is the source of this 4379-nucleotide messenger RNA. It is a transcript of the gene HAS2, whose product is annotated as hyaluronan synthase 2. Gene Ontology annotation, cellular component: plasma membrane. Lineage: Eukaryota; Metazoa; Chordata; Lepidosauria; Squamata; Agamidae. Gene Ontology annotation, biological process: hyaluronan biosynthetic process; extracellular matrix assembly; polysaccharide biosynthetic process. Gene Ontology annotation, molecular function: hyaluronan synthase activity. The record is from RefSeq and is a predicted model, not a curated record.
GGCCGUCUGGAAGCCCGCUUCGCCCGAGACAAGUCCCCCGUUGAGCAGAUCUCUCGAUCUCUCUGGGGGAUCUGGAAGUCCCCGUUAUUUCUAGGGUGUCGUGGUGGUGGUGGUGGUGGUGGGGAGUGCGCGACGGCGGAGAAGCCGGGGGAAUCCACAUCGAGAGAUCUGUGGGACCCAGGUUGGGGAAGGGGCUAGAAAGGACCCCUUCCCGCCGCUCCCCUUUGCCCAUGCUUUUGAGGCGGCUUGUCGCCAGCCCUUUCACAAUCCCUCCGGAGAACGGGAGUUGAUCUAUUACCUCAAGCUGGGAGGCCACCAGAUCCCCACCCCACGGCACCCCCGUCGGCUGCUUUUUCAGAUCGUGGAUGAGCCAAGGGCCACCAGCGGGGCGACAAGAUGCAUUGCGAGCGGUUUAUAUGUAUCUUGAGAAUACUCGGGACCACCCUAUUUGGGGUGUCGCUCCUGCUUGGAAUCUCAGCUGCUUACAUCGUGGGGUACCAGUUUAUUCAAACGGACAACUAUUAUUUUUCCUUUGGACUCUAUGGUGCUAUUCUGGCAUCGCACCUCAUCAUCCAAAGCCUGUUUGCCUUUCUCGAACACAGGAAAAUGAAGAGGUCUCUCGAGACACCCAUCAAGCUGAAUAAAACUGUUGCCCUUUGCAUUGCUGCCUACCAAGAGGACCCCGACUACUUGCGGAAAUGUUUACUUUCAGUGAAGAGGCUCACAUACCCUGGGAUUAAGGUGAUUAUGGUCAUCGAUGGGAAUUCUGAAGACGAUGUUUACAUGAUGGACAUCUUUAGUGAAAUCAUGGGCAGGGAUAAAUCGGCCACUUACGUCUGGAGGAAUAACUUUCACCAGCGAGGCCCCGAUGAGACCGAAGAGUCCCAUAAAGAGAGCAUGCAGCAUGUCACCCAGCUGGUCUUGUCCAACAAAAGUGUCUGCAUCAUGCAGAAAUGGGGCGGGAAAAGAGAAGUAAUGUACACAGCAUUCAAAGCGCUGGGGAGAAGCGUGGAUUAUGUACAGGUAUGUGAUUCUGAUACAAUGCUUGAUCCAGCUUCAUCCGUGGAAAUGGUAAAGGUUUUAGAAGAAGAUCCAAUGGUUGGAGGUGUUGGGGGAGAUGUACAGAUUUUGAACAAGUAUGAUUCGUGGAUCUCCUUUCUCAGCAGCGUCAGAUACUGGAUGGCCUUUAACAUUGAAAGGGCAUGCCAGUCGUACUUUGGCUGCGUGCAAUGUAUCAGUGGACCUUUGGGGAUGUACAGAAACUCCUUGCUGCACGAAUUUGUGGAAGACUGGUACAAUCAAGAAUUCAUGGGAUCCCAGUGUAGCUUUGGAGAUGACAGACACCUCACCAACCGAGUCCUCAGCCUCGGCUAUGCAACGAAAUAUACCGCUCGAUCAAAGUGCCUUACUGAAACACCCAUAGAAUAUCUCAGGUGGUUGAACCAACAAACUCGUUGGAGUAAAUCCUAUUUCCGAGAGUGGCUGUACAAUGCAAUGUGGUUCCACAAGCAUCAUCUGUGGAUGACCUACGAGGCCGUCAUCACCGGUUUCUUCCCAUUUUUUCUCAUCGCCACGGUCAUCCAGCUUUUCUACCGAGGGAAGCUAUGGAACAUUCUCCUUUUCUUGUUGACAGUCCAGCUGGUGGGCCUUAUAAAGUCUUCCUUCGCCAGCUGCCUUAGAGGGAACAUUGUCAUGGUGUUCAUGUCCCUUUACUCUGUGUUGUACAUGUCAAGUUUACUUCCGGCCAAGAUGUUUGCAAUCGCCACGAUAAACAAGGCAGGAUGGGGCACAUCAGGCAGAAAAACAAUUGUGGUCAAUUUUAUAGGGCUCAUCCCAGUGUCCAUUUGGUUUACAAUCCUCUUAGGUGGUGUUAUUUUCACAGUCUACAAGGAAUCGAAAAAGCCAUUUUCUGAAUCCAAACAAACAGUGCUGAUUAUCGGUACGAUACUUUACGCGUGCUACUGGGUGAUGCUUUUGACUUUGUACUUGGUUCUCAUCACCAAAUGUGGUAGGCGGAAGAAAGAACAGUACGACAUGGUGCUUGAUGUAUGAUUUGACCACUGUGUCUUUAUCGUUUUAUUUUUUUCGGGCUGCCCAUGGGAAGUUUUUCAAGCGACCUGAUGAUGAACCUUCUAGGGUUUGUGGCACUGAAUUUGAUACCAUCAAGGAAAAAACGGAUCACUGCUGCUUGGAACUGAAAAUUAACGAAAACAUGACCAUGCCAAAGCAAACUAAAACUAAAUAUGUGAUUGUGCCUUGUGGGGGGGAGGGGAAAACGAAAUCACAUGGAUUUAAACCCAUUCCUGUGGGUAGUCUCUGAUGAUGCACUUUCUUCUGUUGUGCGUAUGCCCAAAAGUGUUAACGUCCUAUAUAUACCUCAUUGGUCAUGCUCUUGAUGUGGACGGGCAUGGAAGAAAGGGAGUCUUGGAGACAGAAGCAAAGGAUCUGGGAACCCCUUGCAACCUAAUUUAUGAACUUCUUGUUCUGUGAUUUACCUAGGAAGGUCUUUGUGGGUGUGCGUGUGUAAGCGGGUGUGGGUGUACCUGUUGGUAUAUGUUUGUACGUCGACAAGUUUGUGUGUUAGGCUGUCAAUUGUAAUUCCAAAGUCAAUUUUUAUAAGGUUUGAUGACCAAGUGUGGUUUUUACUUUGUAUAAUUGUAAUUAUUUGACUUUGUUUACUUUUUAUCAAUUUUUUUUAAAAAAAACAAUCUCGUAUUUUAUAUCCACCAAAAAGUACACUCUUUCCUUCCUUGCCCCACAUUCCUACAGUCUCUCUUCUAUUUCAAACAGGCUUUGAAAAAAAUGCCUCCUUUAAAAACAAACGAAACCUUUGCCCACAAUGUGAAAAUGAAUGCUGAUUUUAUAUAUAUCUAUAUAUUUUUCACAAUGGAAAGAAUAAAUCUUCUCUCUGUACUUACGAAUAGUUAUUUCUGUAAAAGUAUUUAAGAAUGUGCUUUUGGUUUUAAUUUUGUACGAAAAAUGCCAACUUUGUGUUAGUUUUUGGAGACAAAAUCGUUGUGCGCAAGGGAGAGCCCAAUCCUCCAGGAAGUUCUUCAGCACAAAACCCAUUGAAAUGAAUGGUCAACUGCUCAAUUCAAAUGAGGCCUGCGACAAAAUGUUGCAGUGUGAAAUGCUUUGUUCAGGGCUCCAGUCGUCUGUGCCCUCUUCCAAGAUUGUCCGUUCCUUGGUGCUUCCUCACAGAAACAGCUUUCUUCCCUCAACAGAUUAACAGCAUUAAGAACUUCCUGAGGGAUUGUGCCCAGCAAGGCCAAAGGGAUAGAUAUGUGCAAUCUUUUUCCACUCAGAAAUGUGGUAAGAGGGAAUAUUAACUCCUGUCAGAUAGUGCACAUUUGAGGAUUAAAAAUAUGCCUUAAUAGCUCUUCUUCUCACACACACCCAUGAAUCUGGUUCUGAACCCAGCAUUUUCUAUUGAUUUUUAACAAAAGAUCUCCCAGUAUUGAUCAGAUUUCUUAUUAUCAUUAUUUGAACAGUGGGACUAUAGCAUAUCUCUUGGUUUCCAUUUUAGAAUUUCUGUUAGCUUGGAUGACCUCAUGAAUUUGUCUGGCAUCUCCCCUGAACAAUUGGAACACGUUUGGUGCAAGAUUUCAGCUUUAGUGCUUUUCGGCCCUACUCGGAAACCAGUGGCAGAAUUUAAAUUUUGUAUGGCAACAAAAUAAUCUGUUAUCACCUCAUAAUGCAGGUGUGGAAUCAAAUUUUUUAUUUUUAUUUUUCCUGUAUAUGAAAAAGCACCCUACAUAUAUUAACUUUGCCCAGAGGGACAAUGUUUUAGCAUGCCUUUCUCAGGCACGUACUGAAAUAAUAUCAGCAAAUGACUCAAUAAAGGAAACCACAGUCUUGAGCUUGGAAAGCAGGGCUAUACAUGAUAGGAUCUUUAGAAUGUCACUCAUUCAUGGGGUUGCCAUGAGAGCACCACGUUGAUAACAAAUAUUCAAAACAUUCAAGAAUCGUCUAAAAUAAGGGCCUUCCAAUAUGCCCUUCCCCUAAAGUUGUAUAGUCCAGAAUUCUAUCACCUCAAUUUCUAAAAUGAAGGUUUAAGGUUAUAUUCGUAACUGGAUGACUUAAUUUUACUUAUAAUUAAUGGGGAGAGGGGGAAAAAGAGUAGCUUAAAGCUCCUGUUUCAGGGAAGAUUCCAGUUUUAGCCCUACUGAAGAGAAGAUUCAUUGAAAUCAAUGAGAAUUAAGUUGUUCAUGGCUAACUCAGAGUUCAUUAAUUUCAGUGGCUCGACUAAAUCUAUUAUUACUUUACCUUUUCCACCACCAAUGACUUCCCCAUUCAUUUUGAUGGCCAGAGUAGCUUCUGGUGUUCACAAAAGUGAAUGGUGUCCUCUUUUUAGAUAGAAGAAUCCCAUGUUUAUAAAU